Messenger RNA from Sinocyclocheilus grahami, 2732 nucleotides. RefSeq names its product low-density lipoprotein receptor-related protein 5-like. The record is from RefSeq and is a predicted model, not a curated record. Gene Ontology annotation, cellular component: plasma membrane; signaling receptor complex; apical plasma membrane. NCBI's taxonomy places the organism in Eukaryota, Metazoa, Chordata, Actinopteri, Cypriniformes, Cyprinidae. The transcript is spliced from 17 exons. Gene Ontology annotation, biological process: receptor-mediated endocytosis. The coding region runs from base 3 to 2732 and encodes 909 amino acids. Gene Ontology annotation, molecular function: hormone binding; protein binding.
GCAUGCCUAAUCAGUUCCGGUGUGGCAACAACCAGUGUAUUCUGAAGAAACAGCAGUGUGACUCCUUCGCAGACUGUGCCGACAAAUCUGACGAGCUUUUCUGUGAUUUCCCUUCGACCCCUAACGACAUUCCGCGUCACACCAGCACCAUCGGCCCCGUCAUCGGCAUCAUCCUCUCGGUCUUUGUGAUGGGAGGCAUGUGUUUUGUGUGUCAGAGAGUUGUGUGUCGCCAUUACAAGGGACCUAAUGGAGGCUUUCCACAUGAAUACAUCAGCGGGACCCCUCACGUGCCCCUCAACUUCAUUGCACCCACAAAUUCACAGCACGGUAAUUUUACAGGUAUUUCCUGUGGGAAGUCCAUGAUAAGCUCAGUGAGUCUCAUGGGCAGCAGUAGCAGUGUAGCAGUGCUCUACGACAGGAACCAUGUGACGGGAGCAUCAUCCAGUAGCUCUUCCAGCACCAAAGGAGCCUUUUACCCUCAGGAAAAAAGGUACAUGUACUGGACCGAAUGGGGAGGUCGACCCAGGAUAGCUCGAGCUCACAUGGACGGCAGUAACAUUGUGACUUUGGUGGACAAAGUGGGCCGAGCCAAUGGACUCACAAUAGACUUCAUUGAUCAGCGGCUCUACUGGACAGACCUGGACACCUGCAUGAUUGAGUCAACAAACAUGCAAGGUUUGCAGAGAGAGAUAGUGGCCGACGAUCUUCCUCAUCCUUUUGGCUUGACCCAGUAUCGCGAUUACAUCUACUGGACUGACUGGAACCUGCGCAGCAUCGAGCGGGCAGACAAACGCAGUGGCUUGAACCGAACGGUGGUACAAGGGCACCUGGAGUAUGUCAUGGACAUCCUGGUUUUCCACUCCUCCAGACAAGAUGGCGCCAACGAGUGUUCGCAGAACAACGGCCACUGCGCCCACCUCUGUCUAGCAUCACCUUCUGGAGCCCAGUGCCGCUGCGCUUCCCACUACACCCUAGAGGCAAACGAACGCAACUGCAGCUCGCCCUCUAGCUUCCUGCUCUUCAGCCAGAAGAGCUCCAUCAGUCGAAUGGUCCUGGGAGAACAGAGUCCAGACAUGAUUCUACCCAUCCACGUUAUGAAGAACUUGCGUGCCAUCAGCUUCGACCCUCUGGAACGCCUGGUCUACUGGGUGGAUGGCCGACAAAACAUCCGCAGUGCCCGAGACGAUGGCAGUCAGGAGUCCACAGUGAUGACCCCAACCAACCUCCACCCAAAGCAGCCUCAUGACUUGAGUCUGGACCCCUACAGUCGCACCGUCUACUGGACCUGCGAGACCACCAACACCAUCAACAUCCAUCGCAUGAACGGCCAUGUGAUCGGGGAGGUCCUGAAGGAUGACGUGGACAAGCCUCGCGCUAUCGUGGUGAAUGCUGAGAAAGGCUACAUGUAUUUCACUACUGUCCAGGAUCGUUCGGCUAAAAUCGAAGGUGCGUCUUUGGAUGGGACGGAGCGUGAAUCCCUUUUCACAACCGGUUUGAUCCGCCCUGUGGCACUGGCUUUGGACAACAAGUUGGGCAAACUGUUCUGGGUGGACGCGGACCUGAAACGGAUUGAGAGCAGUGAUCUGUCUGGGGCCAAUCGUAUCGUUCUCCAGGACUCCAACAUCCUUCAGCCUGUCGGUCUGACUGUGUUGGGCGAUCACCUGUACUGGAUCGAUAAACAGCAGCAGAUGAUCGAAUGCGUGGACAAGCUGACCGGAGAGAAGAGGACCCGCAUUCAGGGGCGACUCCAAUACUUGACCGGCAUCCACGCGGUGGAGUACGUGGAACCAGAGGAGUUUGCAUCCCAUCCUUGUUCCCGUAACAACGGAGAUUGCUCCCACAUCUGCAUCGCUAAGGGCGACGGGACGCCACGCUGCUCGUGUCCCAUGCACCUGGUGCUGCUUCAAAAUCUGCUCAGCUGUGGAGAGCCUCCCACCUGCUCUAGUGAGCAGUUCACCUGCGCUACUGGCGAGAUUGACUGCAUCCCCAUGGCGUGGCGCUGUGAUGGCAUCGCUGAGUGCGCAGACCACAGCGACGAGAUGAACUGCCCCAUCUGCUCCGAACUCCAGUUCCAGUGCGACAAAGGCCAAUGCGUGGACUCCCAGCUGCGCUGCAACGGAGAGCCCGACUGCGCGGACGGCUCUGAUGAACAGGAUUGCGACACUAUUUGCAUGCCUAAUCAGUUCCGGUGUGGCAACAACCAGUGUAUUCUGAAGAAACAGCAGUGUGACUCCUUCGCAGACUGUGCCGACAAAUCUGACGAGCUUUUCUGUGAUUUCCCUUCGACCCCUAACGACAUUCCGCGUCACACCAGCACCAUCGGCCCCGUCAUCGGCAUCAUCCUCUCGGUCUUUGUGAUGGGAGGCAUGUGUUUUGUGUGUCAGAGAGUUGUGUGUCGCCAUUACAAGGGACCUAAUGGAGGCUUUCCACAUGAAUACAUCAGCGGGACCCCUCACGUGCCCCUCAACUUCAUUGCACCCACAAAUUCACAGCACGGUAAUUUUACAGGUAUUUCCUGUGGGAAGUCCAUGAUAAGCUCAGUGAGUCUCAUGGGCAGCAGUAGCAGUGGGGCACCUCUCUACGACAGGAACCAUGUGACGGGAGCAUCAUCCAGUAGCUCUUCCAGCACCAAAGGAGCCUUUUACCCUCAGGGACAAGCGCUCACAAAGAAGACGUGCGACUUUAAAUCCAGCUCAAUUCUAUUGGCCUUCACUGCUGUGGGUGUGUCUUAA